This is a messenger RNA of Salvia splendens (bonfire salvia), 642 nucleotides long. Its product is annotated as AAC-rich mRNA clone AAC11 protein-like. The record is from RefSeq and is a predicted model, not a curated record. NCBI's taxonomy places the organism in Eukaryota, Viridiplantae, Streptophyta, Magnoliopsida, Lamiales, Lamiaceae. The coding region runs from base 1 to 642 and encodes 213 amino acids. The transcript has a single exon.
AUGGAGCAGGGGGAAGAAAGGGUAGAGGCAAGGAUUGAUAGGCUUGAGAAAGCGCUUUUGAGCGCAAUCGAGAUGAGCAACCCUCCUGCCUCACAAGAGAAAGAGAAAACUUCAGGCCCAGGAGAAGCUCCACCCCAGCAAUACUAUGGCCCUCAAGAGGGAGACUACCAGGCCCAGGUGAAUUCAAUAGGAAGCUGGAAUCUAGAUGGGAGUUGGAAUCAAGGGAAACAGAGGGAGACACCAUGGAGAACCCACCCAAACUUUAAAUGGUACGACAAUGAUCCAACCCAGCCACCUCCACAACAGAACACCAGAGAUUAUUCGCACCCACCAGAGAGACAGUUUAACUGGUCAGGGAGAAAUCAGGAGGGGCAGAACAACUGGGGCAACCAGAAUCAAGGGGACCAAUCUAAUCGGGGCAAUAGGAACCAGAACAACCAAGGAAACUCUUGUGUACCACCACACCAGAGGAGUAACCAGGGGAAUUAUCAGAAUUCCCAACCCAAUUAUCAGGGUAAUCAGGGGCCAGGAAACCAGUACAACAAUAACCCAGGAGGUCAAGGGAAUUUCCGCCCGAACCAGGGGAGUGGAUCUAAUCACAGUCAAGGAUCAGGAAAUAGUCAACUGAAUUCUAAGCCAUAG